Cylicocyclus nassatus is the source of this 1765-nucleotide messenger RNA. The record is from the annotation of a GenBank genome assembly. NCBI's taxonomy places the organism in Eukaryota, Metazoa, Nematoda, Chromadorea, Rhabditida, Strongylidae.
GAUUGCUUAAGAAUCUUCAACGUAUAAAAUCUUAUUACUUUCUUCCAUCAAUCUUCUUUCAAGUCCUCCUAUGGUCCGCCAUAAUAACAUGGAAAUUGAAUGGGUAAUAGUGACACUGUUUUAUUCUCUACUAAUCAUUUCAAAUUGUGAAAUCGUACAGCACCCAGUAAGCAGCCAUAAAUCACCGCUGGAUCAUUCUGGAAGGUCUUCUGAUGUCGAGCAGCCCACGUUCUGGACAAAUAGCGACAAGUACGAUAUCAAUCCAGCGCCAUGCCAUACAGCUUGUAGCACUCCAGUGGUUGAAGUUAUGACUUCGACUACUGGAGCUUUUUUCCGUUCAGAAAGUUUCAAGGAGAGCAUGUACAAGUCAUGCCAAGCAUACUAUGAAGCACAAGCAUGCAUGAUGUUUAAUAGCCAUUGUGGAACAGAUUCGAUGUUUGAGUCGAUGACUAGUGGCUUGAAGUACAUGUGCGAGGAGCAAGUUGAAGCAUUCAGGGCAGUGGUCGACUGUAUUGAUCAAAAUAGCCAUCGGGUUAAGGAAGACUGUGAUCGCCAUUGCCACUCAAACUCGCUAGCUGCUGGACUUAUGUUGAAGGACACGGUAAUGACACAAUUGGAUCACCCGGUUGUCAGUAAAAACGUGAAUAUGCGGCGGAUUAUUGAACCACAUAUGCCCAGAUUAUUCUUCAGCGAGAGCUGCAGAAUAGCCGAAUGUGUUAUGGGUUGUACUCGACUGAAAUUCAAUAUGCUUUGUGACGGUACUGCUGGUUCGCUUCUCAUGGAAAUGCUCACUCGACCACUGUCUGAAGAAGCAGAAGCUUUUCCCUCGGCAACUUAUUUGACUUCAUUCCUGGGUGGUUUGCUACCCCGUACUUGUGAAUUUUUAACGUCAAAGGGGCGUCACAGUUUUCGAAUUGAUCCGGAGUUGGAUGAGGAGAUAAAGCGGAUGUAUUCCGAAAAACAUAGAGCAGCCGGUGCAAGUCUACCUAAUCCUUUGGCUGAACCGAUCCUGAUGGAUAAUCCAUUUUUGGAGCUACCUUUACUUCUUUCACCAGUCUCUCCCAUUGAUAAUCCAGGAAUUUCCGCAUUGAGUCAAAUCAGUCCCAUGCGUGAACUUUUUACAAAGGAGUAUGGUCUAGAGAUGGAAAAGCAAGAGACUAGUAAAAAACUGGGAGAAUAUAACCAUAUAAGCAUGGACGAACUUGAAGAAGCUGACAACUCCACAGUCCCUGAUGUGGGGGACGAUUCCAAUUCUACGGUUUCGGGAACAGAAAAAAGUCCAGAGCUUAAAUUGACCAGAAGUUCCCGUGCAGAAACUGACGGACCUGAUGAUGAAUAUCUUACUGUGGCCAGAAUUCUUACUGGGAAUUCCAGCUUAUCAGAACUUCCCCAAGAAAAAGACAGUUCAGAUGAAGCCUUACUAGUCACUAGCAACUCUUCCGCAGGCGGAACUGAUCCCAUGAAAUUCAAAGAAGGAAGCGGUGAAUCUGAAGAAGGUUUCGUCUACUCUGUUGAUGGAAAGAGGAAAUUGCCACCUCAUUUGGUGGAAGGUGGCAAAUCCUACAAGAUCUACACUGUGGCUAACGAAGAUGUACAAGGAGAACUCGUCUGCUAUAUCGAACCACACUGAAGUGAUGGAUUCCUACUGAACAGUUUGAAGAAGGUUGAGUCAUCAUUUGUGAUCCGGUGUUUUACACUAGUCUGCAUAAUAAGCACUUUCCAAAAUUCUUUUUUCCUCGACUAUUUUCCUCCACAUGAUUACAUU